Molecule: messenger RNA, 249 nt
Organism: Prunus armeniaca (apricot)
Lineage: Eukaryota; Viridiplantae; Streptophyta; Magnoliopsida; Rosales; Rosaceae
Source: the annotation of a GenBank genome assembly
AUGGUAAUUUGCCAGGUCAGAUGUUUUAAAACUGAUCUCUCCCUCUCUCCUCUGCGACCCAGCGCCCCCCCCCGGUUUCUCUCCUCCAGCCGUGGCCUCUUCAAGCCACCAGCACCGCCACACACCACGGCCGGCCACGGGACCGGUCAGGUUAGGACCGCCAUCACCCCAGCCAUCGGUUCCGCCGCAUCCCAGCCCCUGGCAGCAGCUCCGGCCGCCGGAAACAGCCCGAAAACAGUCGGUUUUUGA